UAGAAGAAGGAGAAGAAGAAGGAGAUUAAGAGACUAAAGGAAAAGGAGAAGAACUACAAGAAGUUUUAGUUAGUUUUUCUCUAGAAAAUUUAACUUUUGCUGCGAGAUUCAAGAGACUCAAAACCUGUCUGUCUGUCUGCCUGUCUACUUGUCUGCCUGUCUACUUGUCUGCCUGUCUGCCUGCCUGUCUGCCUGUCAGCCUGUCUACCUGCCUGUCUGUCUGCCUGUCUGUCUGCCUGUCCUGGAGGAUGUCCCCGGGUGUCUCCACUCUCUGCCGGCCCUCUGGCUCCUCCGGCUGAGACUCAGAUUUCUGACAGCCGAACAGAACCAGAACCAGACCCAGAACUAGAACCAGACCUGGAUCUGGAUCUGUAGACCGGAUUAAAGCAGCCUAUCAGAUAGGAUUGUCUGGGUUCAGGAUGCCCUCAGAUCUGACUGCAGGACUCGUCUUCAGGGUUCUGCUUCCCCUCACUCUGACUGCAGCGUGCGUGUUGCGGUUUAAUGGAUUCUCUCUGGUCUACGUGGUCCUGCUGCUGAUACUGCCUCUACUGCCGGACCCUUCCUCCUCCUCUUCAUCAUCAGGUAACGCGUGUCGCUGUGUGAUGGUCGUCUGUGUCUCCAGUUUCCUCUUCCUGUUGCUGCAGUCCUUCUUCCAGAUGACCACAGCCACCCUGCAGCCAGAGUCCAACUGUACGUCAUGGCAGAAAGCUCUCGGUCAGCUCGGCCUGGUGAGUCUGACAGGAAGUGAUGCCGGCUCGGCAGUGAGACAGAUCUUUCCAGAUGUUGGUGUGCUCGUCAUCGGUGUGCUGACCUGGAGGCUGAUCGUAAGACUGAACGCCGACACACACACACAGCCUCAGCAGGAGCAGCAGGACCGGAAGGAGGAUCUGAUGUCUGAGGAGGACUCUGUCCUCGGAGACGAGGAGGAGGAAGAAGAGGAAGAAGUCACCAGAAACAAUUUUCUGGUUGAACUGGAGUUACUGGUCGGUAAAACCAGGCAGAUGGUGGAAACCAUGACGACGACUGGAGGGAAAGUCGUGCUGACAGUUCUACUGGGACUGACAGGCAUCAUGUUCCCCUCCCUCUCCUCCCUCCCCUACCUGCUCUGUUUUCAGGUGUUGUGUACCUGGUGGGCAUGGUCUGGCCAGGUCCCGUCCCUCCUCUUUAGGUGUGUGUCUGUGAUGUCACUGCCCUACUCCGCCUCCCACUUCCUGCUCCUCUACAGCUACCAGCUGCCCUCACUGCAGGAGGCAUGGCCUCCUAACCGCACCUCUGCCAGAGUAUUUGGGAUGAUCCAGGCUGGCUCUGUGGACUGCUCGGCCCCCUGGAGGCUGCAGGUGAACUCUGAGCUUAGCUGGUUUCACUUCUGCAGUCCUCUGAUGCUGCUGCUGCUCUACAACACCGUGGCCAGUCUGUGGAGGAACCAGAUGAUUGACGGUGAUGGGGGGUGUGGUACAGAUAGGACAGAGUCAGCAAUCAGCAGGAGCUGUGACAUCAUCACCGCCACCAGCAACCUGAGUGAUGAUGUCAGCAGUGACAUCACAGCGGAGAGACGGAGAGAGCUGUGGAGGAGAGCGCACGAUCGUCCCGAGAGCAGAGACACGCUGGCGUCCUCCACCAAUCACAGUCCCUCUGACUCUUUUGCCCCGCCGACCCAGAGCACAGCCUUGGGAUUGGAUGUUUACUCCACGCCUCACUACUCUCUCAGCCAGUCAGACACUUUGGAGAUGUGUGAGUUUGAAGAUGAAUGGGAGGAGGUGGAGGUGGAAGCUGCCACUCUGGCGUUCAGCUUCCUCCUCAAACAGAGUUACAUCUGCGCUCUUGUGGCCAUGAUGGCCUGGCCCAUCACGUACGUGUCCUGGAUGACGUGCGUCCUGCUGCUGUGGUCGUGCAUCCUCUGGAUGAUGCGAGAGCGUCGCCGCUACACGCUGAUGUCAUCACCCUGGCUGGUCGCCUACGGCAACCUGCUCGUCGUAAUGCAGUAUGUCUACAGCUUCCCCUCUGUCCAGGAAGUUCCUGGACUGUUCCCGAAAAAAGAUGAUCCCUGCAGAGAGCUCGCCUCAAAGUUGUUGUGUCUGGUGACCUUCUGGCUGCUGCUGCGUCAGGCGCUAACUGAGAAGAGAGACAGACAGAAAGACACACAGCUGUCCACCAUCACCGUCCACACACAAGAGGAGCAGAGUGUUUGUGACGAUCUGCAGGAGAAGAAGAAAAAGGAGGAGGAGGCGUCGUACGAGGAGGUGCUGCUCCUGCAGAGAGGAGGAGGACUUAAGAUGGAGGGUCUUGUUGCCGUGGUUACCAGGAUGUUUGUUAAAUACUGGAUCUAUGUCUGCGGAACGAUGUUUUUCUUCGUUAGUUUUGAAGGAAAAAUCGUCGUCUACAAAGUGAUCUACAUGGUGAUGUUCCUCUGCUGCGUUGCCCUCUACCAGUUGAACUACGAGCGUUGGCGUGCCAUGCUCAGGGGUUUCUGGGUAGCCGUGGUGGUUUACUCCAUGUUGGUUCUGAUCCUGGUCUACACCUUCCAGUUCCCCUCGUCCCCCGACACCUGGAGCUACUACACUGGACUCAGCACUCACAGGUUGGAGGACAUCGGUUUGGAGAAGUUUUCUGUUCCUGUUCUCUUCACCAGGAUCUUCAUCCCCGCUGCCUUCCUCUUGGUGUGUGUCGUACACCUGCAUUACUUCCACCAGCCCUUCUUGCAGCUGACUGAUCUGAAGACUGUGGUGGACACACACAACAGCACCAUCACCAGGUUGGUCCACUCUGAUGGCAGCCUGUUCGACCUGUCGCUGGGCGGAGCUCCUCCACUCCUCCUGGAGGAGGAGAAGAGAGGAGAACAGAUGGAGACAGAGACAGAGGAGGAGACCCAGGAGGAGGAGCAGGAGGAGGAGGAGGAGGAGGAGGAGGAGAAGAACCCCUGCAUGUUGGAGAGGGAGACCCUGUCCGACCACAUCAGAGGCCUGGUGUCUUGGCGGUUGGUGGUGGACCGUCUCUCGGUUCUGUCCCUGCGUGUCCUCGUCUCCCUGCAGCGCCUCCAGUUCGUCCUCUGGUGGAUCCUGGAACUGCACAUUGUCAAGAUCGUCUCCUCGUACAUCAUCUGGGUCUGUGUGAAGGAGGUCUGUGUGUUGAACCUGCUGUUCGUGGUGUGCGUUGCCGUGGCGUUGCCCUGCAGGACAUGGCGCCCCCUGCUGUCAGGAGUCUGUACUGUUUGGACCUGUGUGCUGACCGUCUGUAAGAUGUUGUACCAACUCAACGUUGUCCAGCCAAUCAGAUACUCCUCCAACUGCACAAUGCCAGGUAACUCCAGUACUGACCUGUCUGGCUCUGGUCUGUACUCUGGUCCCAUUGACCCCGCCCAGUGGGUGGGGCUUCGGAAGACGGACGGGAAACUGCUCGACUACCUGCGGUCCAACCUGACGAUGCUAGCGCUAUUAGCCUUCGAGGUAACCGUCUACAGACACCAGGAGCUUUACCGUCUCCGACGUAACGAAGUCCCGCCCCCUACCAGAACGCUGUUUCAUGACAUCACCAGGCGUCACCUGGACGACGGUGUACUGAGCUGCAUUAAGUACUUCCUCAACUACUUCUUCUACAAGUUUGGACUGGAGACCUGCUUCCUGUUGGCUGUGAACGUGAUUGGUCAGCGGAUGGAUUUGUUUGCUGUAGGCCACGCUUUCGGCCUCAUCAGCGUCCUAUCACAGCGCAACAGGAAGCACAUCGCCGCUGUGUGGCCCAAGUACUGCUACUUCCUGUCGGGGCUGUCGUGUUUCCAGUACCUGCUGUGUAUCGGAUUCCCUCCGGCUGCCUGUAAAGAUUAUCCGUGGAGACCUCCCAACUCCAACAUGGACUCCAACGUGGUGAAGUGGCUCUUCCUCCCUGAUUACCUGACCCCCCCGAACCCACUCUUCCUCCUCUACGACUUCCUGCUGCUGCUCGGGGCCGCGCUCCAGCGGCAGGUGUUUGAGGACGAGAGCCGGCCGGCGGUUCAGAUCCUCGCUGGAGACAACUGGGAGCUGGACCAGGACGACGGACACGUCUCUGAUCCAAUCAGACGGCUCCAUGUCAACACAGGCCCCGACUUCAUGCUUUGCAGGUCUUACUUGGACAUGAUGAAGUUGAUAAUCUUCAGCUACAUGUUCUGGUUCGUCCUCACCAUCAUCUUCAUCACCGGGACAACCAGGAUCAGUAUCUUCUGUAUGGGUUACCUAGUGGCGUGUUUCUACUUCCUGUUGGUGGGCGGAGACCUGCUGCUGAAACCAAUCAGAUCCAUCCUGGUGUACUGGGACUGUCUGAUUGGUUACAAUGUGUUUGUCAUCACUAUGAAAAACAUUCUGUCGAUCCUGGCGUGUGGUUUUAUUAAGUCCUUGGUCUUGAAUCACUGUUGGCUGAUUCAGCUCUUCAGUCUGGCCUGCACCAUCAAAGGAUAUACCAAACCGGAGCAGCAGAGCAGUAAACAGUGUGAGUUGCCGAGCGACGAGGCCGGCAUCAUCUGGGAUGGAGUGUGUUUCUGUUUCCUGUUGCUGCAGAGGAGAGUCUUCAGGAGUCAGUACUUCCUGUAUGUGGUGCUGGACCUCCAAAAUACACAAAUACUGGCUUCCAGGGGUGCAGAGCUCUUUGAGGCGUCCACAGUGAAAGCUGUCAGAGCGAGACUGGAGGUGGAGAAGACAUCCAUGGACCUGCUGAAGAGACAGAUGGAGAGAAUUAAAUACAGACAGCAGAAGUUCCGCAGAGGAAAAGCUAAAAUGUUGAGUUUGACCCAAGACAGCUUCCACACUGAUGGUCCAGAAACCAAGAAGGGUCAGCAACGGAAAAAGUGGUGGAGACCCUGGGUAAACCACACCUCCAUGGUGAGGAGCGGUGACUACUACCUGUUUGAGACAGACAGUGAGGAAGAAGAGGAGGAGAAGGAGGAAGAAGAGGAGAAGGAGGAGGAACUACCUGACAAAUCAGCCUUCCAGUUUGUUUAUCAUGCCUGGAUAACAGACUCCAGAACAGCAAUGAGAGCUCGCAACAACCAAAAGAAACUCUGGAAGAAAAACUCCUCUAAACGAAGGAGUAGGAAGGAGGAGAAGAGAGAAGCAGCUGGAGUCAUAGAAGUGACGGAGGAGACAGAUGAGGAUGAAGAAGAGGAGGAGAAAGAGGAGGGACCAGACACGGUGUUGCGUCGGUUUUCAAACACGAUGCGGUUCUGUUGGGUUCUGCUGUCGGCUCUGCUGGACUCUCUGACUACCUGGCUCAGCAGUCUGUGUCAGGAACACAUCGACAUCUCCACGGUCCUCCGCAUUGAGCGCUGCAUGCUAACGCAGCAGGCUAAGCAGGGUAAUGUUCCGACCAGAGAGGCAAUCCACGUUUACUACCAAGAACAGCUGAUGAAAAGCUCCAGAGAGUCAGGCCUGAACUACAGUACCCAUGAGGCCGAGGGGCAGACCUCAGCGGAGAGUGGAAGGGAAGAGGAAGAGGCAAUGGAUUCUGACACUUGUGAAAUAGCAGAUAAGAAACCAGAGGCGGAACCAGGAAGAGAUUAUCCAGAUGAACAAGAACCAGUAUCAGGAGCAGAAGGUCCUGAUGAAACAGAACCAGAACCUGUUUCAGUCAAACCAGUUACAGCAGAGGUAACCUCGGGGGCAGCAGAGGAAAUAGAGGAAACAGAGACAGCAAUAGCCGAAGGUGACCCAGAACGUGACCCAGAAGGUGAAUAUUGCCCAGAAUGCCUAGUGACUAACACCAGCCAAAGAUGGCGACCCAAGCUGUCCAGGAUGGAGAGAGUUGAAUGUUGGUCCUCUUCAGAGGAAGAGAACCAUUCUCACAGUGCUGAAGACUCAAACCAGCAACUUCCUGUUGACACACAGCCGACUCAGACCAGCACCUCCUCCGCCACCUCCCCGACCUCCCUUCUCCUCCCCCCCUCUUACAGCCUGGCUCUGGGCCUGGACCUACAGGAGGAGGAGGAUUCUGGGGAGGGAUUCAGGAGGCGGCUGCUGGCUGAGACACCGGGGGAGAGGAGUGAGUUCCUGUCUGACUCAGCCUCCACUUCCUGUCUGCUGCUUUCUCGCACUCAGGAGCUGACAGCCAGCGAGCUUCUAAGGAACAGGACUUUCCACAAUGUGGAGCUUGAGGCAUCAGACUCUUUCUAUGCCAACCAACACCAGCUGCUCCAGCUAUGCUACGCCCUCUACAACAUCAUCGCAGCCAGGUCGGAGACGGUGUGUUACCUGGUCAUCGUGUUGAACCACAUGGUGUCUGCCAGCUGUCUAACGUUGGUACUUCCUGUUCUGGUGUUUCUGUGGGCCACGCUGUCCGUCCCUCGACCCAGUAAGACCUUCUGGAUGACAGCCAUCAUCUACACUGAGGUUACCAUCGUCAUCAAGUAUUUCUUCCAGUUUGGUUUCUUUCCAUUCAACCAAAAGCUGGAGGUGGACCGCUCCAAACCGUUCCACCCCCCGAACAUCCUGGGUGUGGAAAAGAAGGAAGGUUACGUCCUGUAUGACCUGCUGCAGCUGCUCGCUUUGUUCUACCACCGGGCAAUACUGAAGUGCCACGGACUGUGGGACCAGAAUGUUGCUACAGAGACAGACGCUCUCCGUCACCACGACAACCAGGUUGACUCCACCCACGGCGCUACCUCCAUCGAUGUGGCAGACUCCGCCGACGUGGCAGACUCCGCCAGCACGCUGCGCCGGCGCGGCAGGAGACGGACGCGCUCCAGCUCCACCCAGCAGCGCUCUCCUGCAGGCAGCGUGAGUUCCAGAUCUCAGCCACCAGGCAGGUUUGAUCUGCUGCUGGAGAAACUCCGAGAACUUUCCAUCAGAGCCAAGAAGUACUCCGUUAGCAGGUGCAUGUCUCUUUACCAUCCGGUCCUUCAGUUCUUCAGAGCUCUCGUCCAACCAGAAUACAGCGCCGUCACCGAUGUUUACGUCCUCAUGUUCCUAGCCGACACCGUCGACUUCAUCAUCAUCGUCUUCGGCUUCUGGGCUUUUGGAAAACACUCUGCAGCUGCUGACAUCACUUCCUCCCUCUCAGAAGACCAAGUUCCUGAAGCUUUCUUGGUGAUGGUUCUGAUCCAGUUUGGCACCAUGGUGAUAGACAGGGCUCUGUAUUUGAGGAAGACAGUUUUGGGGAAGUUGGUCUUCCAGGUGAUUUUGGUUUUUGGGAUUCACUUCUGGAUGUUCUUCAUCCUGCCGACGGUCACUGAGAGACGUUUCAAUCAGAACCUUGUGGCCCAGCUCUGGUAUUUCGUGAAGUGUGUGUACUUCGGUCUGUCGGCCUAUCAGAUCCGAUCUGGUUACCCGACUCGAGUUCUGGGAAACUUUCUGACCAAGAGCUACAACUACCUUAACCUCUUCCUGUUUCAGGGUUUCCGUCUGGUUCCCUUCCUGACGGAGCUCAGAGCGGUGAUGGACUGGGUCUGGACAGACACCACUCUGUCUCUGUCCUCCUGGAUCUGUGUGGAGGACAUCUAUGCUCACUGCUUCGUCCUCAAGUGCUGGAGGGAGUCUGAGAAGAGGUACCCUCAGCCUCGCGGCCAGAAGAAGAAGCGUGUGGUGAAGUACGGGAUGGGAGGUCUGAUCGUUCUGCUGCUGAUCUGUAUCGUUUGGUUUCCGCUGCUGUUCAUGUCCCUCAUUAAAUCUGUUGCCGGAGUGGUCAACAAACCACUGGACGUCUCUCUGACCAUCACACUGGGAGGCUUCCAGCCGAUCUUCACGAUGAGCGCGCAGCAGAAUCAGCUGAAAGAUCUGACAGAGGAAGACUUCAGCUUCUUCACCAGCUCCUACAGCUACACUCCUAGUGCCUUGCAGUUCCUGGAAGCCUAUGGUCCGGAGGAUGUGACGAUGGCCGAGCUGCAGGGCAGCAGUAACUCUCUGUGGACGAUCAGUCCUCCCAGCAGGAAGUACCUGAGCCAGGUGCUGGACCUGGACCACUUCCCGCUGACGCUGUCCUGGACGGUUCAGAGGAACUUGAGUCUGGGGGCGAAGGUGGAGCUUGCAUCAGGUAAACAUGUGACCUACCUGGACGAUCAGACUCGCAUGGAGCUGAUCCAGCUGCUGAACGGAACCAGGACACGUCCUGUGGUCAUACAGGAAGUGUUUCCAUGUUUUAUUCGAGCUCCCAGUGACUCCAAUGCUAAACCCAUCGAACAGCUUUACACAGAUGGCCGCUACAAGGACAUCCUGCUGGCCCUGGAGCGGUCGACCAAUCAAAGCCGAGAGAUCCAGGACUGGUGGAUUGUGGACCAACCGGCUGCCAGCCUGGUGCCUGUCGGGGGCGAAGCUUUGUUCAGUGACAGAAGGGAGGCGGGGCUUCAGCUGUUUGUGUUCAGUGAUAAAGUCAGUCCUCCAAGUCUCGGCUUCCUGGCUGGAUACGGCAUCAUGGGUCUGUACGCGUCGGUGGUUUUGGUGAUCGGGAAGUUUGUGCGCGAGUUCUUCAGCGGGAUCAGUCACUCCAUCAUGUUCGAGGAGUUGCCGUGUGUCGACCGCAUCCUCAAACUCUGCACUGACGUCUUCCUGGUGAGAGAGACAGGGGAGCUGGAGUUGGAGGAGGAGCUUUACGCCAAACUGAUCUUCCUUUAUCGCUCACCAGAGACUCUGAUCAAAUGGACGCAACGCUAACCUCGUCAACGGUUACUACGGCCACAGUGACAUCACAGACUGUGACAUCGUCAUUGACUGUGACAUCAUCAUUGACUCUUGUUUCUGAACACGUGGUUCCUUGGACGGUCUUCAGAAAGAACCUGUGGAGAACGUUCUCCAGGAGGAAACGUCAGUGAGGAAAACAAGAAGCAUUACCUCUUCUGAUGACAUCCACACUGAUCUGAGGACAGUCAUGUUUUGAUUUCUGAUGACCAAUAACUGCAGGGAUACGUCACGUUCUUUGAUAACAGCUGUUUUAAUACAGAGAGAUAUUCUGAGGAGUCAAACGACGACCUUGCAGAUGUUUUCACUUAUUUAUUUGACAUUAAUGUUUACAGGACAAACCUCAGUAUUUCUUUCAUGACUGCAUUGGCUUUGACAGUUAAAGUGUUAGCUUUCAUUAGCACAACAUUAGCAUCAUGCUAGGUGUGCAUCAGCAUUACAUUAGCAUUUUAAGGUCUGCUUAGUAGAGGUGUAGAGUUGCAGGAGCACACCGGAAAAAUGCUCUCUCCAAGUCACAAAAUAGAAUAUUAGCUGAUUGCAUGAACCGAUUGAAAUUCAUAUAAAUUUCUUAAGAGCUUGUGGAUCCAAUCAUCACUAAAGUGUAUGCACGAGCAUUGACGGAAUAUCAUGAACGAGAGAUAAUAAAAACAGAUGGAAUGGUCAAAGUUGCUAUAUUGACAUUUAGCAGCUGGCUCUCUGCCUCUUAAUGUUAUCUCGUAAUGUUGCUCAUUUGUCUGUUACUGUAAAACCUCACCUCCGCGACUUGACAGAAGUCUGCUUAUACUGAAUGUAUACAUUGCCAUAGCAACUGUACACUUAAAACCCACAAAACAGGGUUACAUAACCUUAGAAACGAGCCUCAACGUCACCGUGCACAUGAAUGUGUGCGCGUCAUAGGUGCACUCCGGUAAUAAAACAAAUAGCACUACACCCCAGCUGCUUAGUUAGCGUAAUAUCAGCUCCAUGUUAGCUCUGUUUGAUUGUGACUCUUGUAAACUGGUGUGAAAGGUGAUCAGAGCUAAGCUAAGCUAACUCUAGGAACCAAUAAGAAGGAUGAAGGUGUGAGAUGUCUGUGAGGCCAAUAAUCAAUGAUAAGUGAAAACUGCUGUUCAUACAGUUUUAACAACAUGACACAAACAGAAUAUUUAGUCUGCGUUGCCCCCUAGUGACAGAAAACUGGAAGUAAAUGAACACAUGA
Molecule: messenger RNA, 9828 nt
Organism: Perca flavescens (yellow perch)
Lineage: Eukaryota; Metazoa; Chordata; Actinopteri; Perciformes; Percidae
Product: piezo-type mechanosensitive ion channel component 2
Exons: 57
Coding region: 420-8606 (2728 amino acids)
Cellular component (GO): membrane
Molecular function (GO): mechanosensitive monoatomic ion channel activity
Source: RefSeq, a predicted model, not a curated record